This is a messenger RNA of Frankliniella occidentalis (western flower thrips), 1311 nucleotides long. RefSeq lists its product as uncharacterized. Lineage: Eukaryota; Metazoa; Arthropoda; Insecta; Thysanoptera; Thripidae. The transcript is spliced from 7 exons. The record is from RefSeq and is a predicted model, not a curated record. Bases 158 to 1282 code for a protein of 374 amino acids.
CAGUUCACGCACCGUGCCAACAGCCACGCUACCUGCGCUGGCGUUUCAACAAACGGUACACUACUGGGGCAGAAAAGUAGGUGAAGGGGAAUCGGCGGAGGAAUUCUGCUGGGACUGGUCGUUGGUACACCGGCGGCAGUCAGCAUACUAUUGAGUCAUGGUUGAGUCGUCACUUAAAAAGAGCCGGAGCUUAGCCUUGCUGCUCUCAGAAUGGCACCACGAUGUUACUGACAGGUCGUCGCUAUCGCGCAAGCUGCUAAACCAGCUGCGAGGAAGCAAGUUUGCGGUUUCUGCCAGCUUAGCCCUCGUGUCUGUUGUGACGUUCGAUUUUUUUAAGACAGCGAAUACUUCGUCUCUUACAAUUAUCUUUGGCGCCUACUCAAGCAUAUUCGCGGAACUUCUUCUGUGGAAACGCUGGAAACAUCUUGGAAUGUGCCUUAGUACGCUCAGCGACAUUGUUGGUGCAGUCGAAGACAAUGUUAAUCCCGACUUGUGGGCGCUUGGGAGAAACCGGGCUCGAGCCCACCGUCUGCGCCGUUCCCUGUACCUCGCCUUCGGCUGGCUGACGGUAGUGAGCAUCCUCCGCAUGGACGUGCUAGUGCCACCCGUAUGGGCACGGUCCAUGGCGGGCAACCUGGCCCGGGCGUCGGGGCUGGACGAGGACGUGUGCUUCUCGCUGGUGCACGUUACCAAGACUGUCCUGGACGUGGUCGGCUCCCUGUGCUGCCUGACGGCCUUCUACACAUUUGUGCCCUGUGUUCUGCUCAUGUACUCGGCGUGCGCAUUCGCACAUAAAGCAGUGGGAGAACGUCUGAUGGGAAGCGGCUCUGUGGUCCAAGCCGUGGAAUUGCAGAACGCAGUUCUGAAGAUCACAAUCGCCAUAGAUUCGGUCAUCACGGACCUACUGCCACACGUCCUUGUUGCCACCGUAUUUAUGCCCCUCAUUACCACAUCGCAGAUGGUCGUCAGCGGAGACUUCAACCCUUUUGACUUCGUUGGCGGAGUGCCCAUCCUCUCGGUGUUCGUGCCACUCUUCGAGGCGGGCGACGACCUCGCAGCCUCACGGCUACAGGUGGCUGAGCUCGCGGGGUUCGGGCCCUGGUUGGAGCGCAGCCCGCGACAGCGUGGCCUGGUCGUGGGUGCCAUGCGCUGCGCAGCUGGCGUGGGCGGGCUUCCGAGGUUUCGGGGAUUUGGCAGUAUCAACAGGCAUGCUUGCCUACAGGCUUUAAAAUCUUGGUUCAGUUUCCUGCAGAUGUUACUAAACCUGCGAAAGAUUGACUAGGAUCACUAAUAAAUUUCUACUCACAUAAA